AUGUGCCAAAUAUCAUAUGUCAUGAUUCUAACCUGGAUCUUGAAUUCUAGAGAAUCCAUCUUUACCAUCCAGUACAACAUCCGCUCAUUCAUGAAUGUGAAACACUGGCCAUGGAUGAAGCUGUACUUCAAGAUCAAGCCUCUUCUGAAGAGUGCAGAGACUGAGAAGGAAAUGGCUGCCAUGAAGGAGAACUUUGAGAAGAUGAAGGAAGAUCUGGCAAAGGCACUGGCCAAGAAAAAAGAGCUUGAGGAGAAGAUGGUGUCUCUUCUGCAGGAGAAAAAUGACCUGCAACUGCAAGUGGCAGCUGAAACAGAAAACCUCUCUGAUGCUGAGGAAAGGUGUGAGGGGCUCAUCAAGAGCAAGAUCCAGCUUGAGGCCAAACUCAAAGAGACAAAUGAAAGACUGGAAGAUGAGGAGGAAAUCAAUGCUGAGCUGACUGCCAAGAAGAGGAAACUGGAGGAUGAGUGCUCUGAGCUGAAGAAGGACAUUGAUGAUCUAGAACUCACCUUGGCUAAAGUGGAGAAGGAGAAACAUGCCACUGAGAACAAGGUCAAAAACUUGACAGAGGAGAUGGCCUCUCAAGAUGAAAGCAUUGCCAAGCUCACUAAGGAGAAAAAAGCCCUCCAAGAAGCACAUCAGCAGACUCUUGAUGAUCUCCAGGCAGAGGAAGACAAAGUCAAUACUCUGACCAAAUUCAAGACCAAGCUUGAACAACAAGUGGAUGAUGUAAGAAUUUAAGAAGCAGUAUCUGUUGUAUAUUUAGAAUACAGGAAUGUUUUAAUAGAUUUGUCCUAAUAUGGUGCUCUCAAAUGCACUGGUUUAAAUAAAAUU
Messenger RNA from Electrophorus electricus (electric eel), 831 nucleotides. The record is from RefSeq and is a predicted model, not a curated record. Lineage: Eukaryota; Metazoa; Chordata; Actinopteri; Gymnotiformes; Gymnotidae.